GAGAAAAGGUAAUGAAAAUGGAAAAGCCUCAUAGAUACUGUCUCUUCCACACCAGUGUUGUUUCGCGCCAUCAGCAGCCUUCGCUCAGACCUCGUGUCAUAUUUUCUUGGCGACCUACACAUGUGGCUCCGUCUUGGGCCAAUCAGCUGGGUCGAGUAGCUGGCACAUUUGUAACGGCGACUGCCAUUGGCUAAGAAAAUUGGCGUUGCUCCGCCCUUCUUACUCAGCGAUGAUUUACCGGCGCGCUGGUUGGCUGCGGGGAAGCUGGGCGUGGUCAGCGGGCGGCUCGGGGGCGCACACUCACCGCGCCACCUCUGUGGUGUAAUAUUACACUUGCCGCCGCACCGUCCAUCAUUCUUUUUGCGGUCGGCUCACAGUUCGCGACUCAGGCCGUAGCGCGCGAGACAGUGACAGCCAUGAACCAGGUUCCGUCACCAACCACUGCGUCCCCGACGGGAGGUGCCACCAAGAAGGAGGACCACAUCAAACGGCCCAUGAACGCCUUCAUGGUCUGGUCUCGCAUGCAGCGGCGUAAGAUUGCUCAAGAAAACCCCAAAAUGCACAACUCCGAGAUCUCCAAACGUCUGGGCUCAGAGUGGAAGCUGCUGACGGAGGCCGAGAAGCGUCCCUUCAUCGACGAGGCCAAGCGUCUUCGCGCCCAGCACAUGAAAGAGCACCCGGACUACAAGUACCGGCCUCGCAGGAAGCCCAAGACGCUCCAGAAGAACGGCUACAGCUUCCCCCUGCCGUACCUGGCCACCUCAGCGCUGGACCCGCUCGGGCCGCUCCACCAGACCUACUACUCCACGCCCGCCGUGCCCUCGCCGCUCGACGUCGCGGGGGACAAGUCACGUCUCUUCCCUGGCGCCACGCUGCCUCACCACUUCUACCCAAGCUUUGACCCCCAGCACUUCAGCAAGCUGGCGCAGGACCACUACAAACCCAUGACCUCACUAGCGUGUAACGACUCCGCCGCCGCUGCCGCCGCCGCCAGCGUGUCUGCCGCCUCCAUGAGCGGCAUGUCUACGGUGUCAGCCCUGUACUCCUCCCUCUACUCCAAGUCAGCGUCGUCCUUGCUGUCGGGCAUGUCGGCGGGGCUGACGGGCGGGCAGCAAGGCGCCCCGCAACACCAGCUCUACCCAGGCUACCCGCCCUCCGUGGACCAGCUGCGCCGACCCGUCUCGGUGAUUUUCUGAGCCGAGUCCCCGCCUCACCACGACACACCGUAGUGCUCAGCGUGUUGUCAGUGUACAUAGUGUACAGUAGUGAACAGUGGCCGAUAUAAGCCCCGACGCUUCCGUGGCCACGCUCUCUAUGACACGAAGGACCCGUGUGUGUUGCGGCGUGGGCGUGGCGGGUCGCGGGAACCAAGCAGUGCAGCGCCACGCCAGGCCGUGUGGCGCCCAGCCCGGCGUGGUGAGGCCCUGGCGGGGCGGCCUGCGUGGCGCCGCGCCUUCCUGCGGUGCCGUGUGUUGUGUGUCAGUAGGUCGUGUCUGGCCUGUCUAGUGGCAAUGUAAGUACUCACAGAGUUUCUUUUCACGAAAUUAUUACUUGAAUAAUAAUACUUUCUGCUGAAAGGCUACAUACUUACAUUGCUCCAAGACUGUAUAUUUAAUUAACAAGUGUACAAGUGCGCCUAGACUAGUCUUUUUGAAGCUCAUCAAUAGAAUAUAUUUAACUUUGUUGUUUUAAUGUUGAAUUCUAUGUGUAAACGUACCUUUUGUACCAUGUACAUAGUCGCUGAUGUGAAAUAAUAAUCGAUAUAAGGUGAAUCCUGCUUUUAUUGGUU
This is a messenger RNA of Eriocheir sinensis (Chinese mitten crab), 1789 nucleotides long. RefSeq names its product transcription factor Sox-14-like. The record is from RefSeq and is a predicted model, not a curated record. Gene Ontology annotation, biological process: regulation of DNA-templated transcription; anatomical structure morphogenesis; cell differentiation. Bases 417 to 1196 code for a protein of 259 amino acids. Lineage: Eukaryota; Metazoa; Arthropoda; Malacostraca; Decapoda; Varunidae. The transcript has a single exon. Gene Ontology annotation, molecular function: RNA polymerase II cis-regulatory region sequence-specific DNA binding; DNA-binding transcription factor activity, RNA polymerase II-specific.